Molecule: messenger RNA, 927 nt
Organism: Cetraspora pellucida
Lineage: Eukaryota; Fungi; Glomeromycota; Glomeromycetes; Diversisporales; Gigasporaceae
Source: the annotation of a GenBank genome assembly
AUGGAUGCUUGGCAAUCAAUCGUAAAGAAAGCAAAGAAAAUUGGACAUAAAGCUAAUAAAACAGUCCAUAACUAUCCCAAGUUACCAAAAUUUUCCUUAGAAGAAAAAAAUUUGCCCUUUCAGAUUGGGUCGAAGGUUUCAGUAAAAGAUUAUAACACUUUUCUUGAUCACAACGAAUCAAGUGAAUACAAAUUUCAUUGGGACAACGGAAAUGUAUAUAUUGUUGAUAUGGCUAACGAAGAACACAAAGUUGUUGUCUCACUGCUUCAAGGCUGUUUCAAAGCUCCAAACAAUGGUGUGAAACAUGGUCCUUCAAUAGUGAUUACAGGUCAAUCAUUUCAUUAUAAUCCAUCCAACAUUGCAUUAAAAAUCGCACCAGACAUCGCAGUUCGCCCAAAUACUGCUCAUGUUCUGAGACCUAUCAUUCCGUAUCCUGGUUCUCCUCCUAGCAAUACAAUUGGUAAUCCUUAUGCAAAAAUAAUCUGUGAGGUAGCUUUAGCUCAAAGCACUUCUUAUUGGGAGGAAAAAUGUGAGAAUUGGAUGAAUGAACAAUAUGUGCGGUGCGUAUUCGGUAUCAAGAUCCAUAACAUAAGAACUGUAAAUAAACACGUUCAUAGGUCAAUGAUGGCUAGGCUAUGGACGCGUCAAACACCAGCACCACCGGGGAGCACACCAGCAACAGGAAUAGCAGGAUGGGAUUUCGGCACUCUACAAUUUAAUAGUAAUAACCCAACUGGUUGCACAGGUCCGAACAUUCCUGCAUACCAAGUCAAUAUCCCAGUAUCAGAUGUUUUCUGGGACCCACCAAUUGUUGCGGGAAUUCCAAAUGUUAUUGGGUAUACUGUAGCAGUACCUCCCGCGAUCACUGCCAAUAAUUUUACCAUUGAUUUAUACGAUAUUCAACAAAAUUUUUUAGAAACACAGUAA